This is a messenger RNA of Lingula anatina, 1839 nucleotides long. RefSeq names its product V-type proton ATPase subunit d 1. Gene Ontology annotation, molecular function: proton-transporting ATPase activity, rotational mechanism. The record is from RefSeq and is a predicted model, not a curated record. Gene Ontology annotation, biological process: proton transmembrane transport. NCBI's taxonomy places the organism in Eukaryota, Metazoa, Brachiopoda, Lingulata, Lingulida, Lingulidae. Gene Ontology annotation, cellular component: proton-transporting V-type ATPase, V0 domain.
UGUACUAGGGUAAUCAAUAGUGGUAGCUGCAGGACGGAGUAUUUUUUUGCUGAAAAUGAGCGCCUUGGAUUUCAACAUAGACAAUGGCUACCUUGAGGGGCUGGUGCGUGGCUUCAAGGGAGGGAUCCUAACGCAAACAGACUACCUUAAUCUUGUACAGUGUGAUACUUUAGAUGAUUUAAAACUCCACCUCCAGAGCACAGACUAUGGAAACUUUCUUGCCAAUGAGCCCAGUCCUCUCUCUGUAUCUGUAAUAGAUGACAAACUCAAAGAUAAACUAGUGGUUGAGUUCCAACACAUGCGGAAUCAUGCUGUCGAACCUCUAUCUACAUUCCUGGACUAUAUCACGUACAGCUACAUGAUCGACAACAUAAUCCUACUGAUCACGGGUACUCUCCACCAGCGCUCUAUCUCGGAGCUGAUUCCCAAGUGUCACCCCCUGGGCAGCUUUGAGCAGAUGGAGGCCAUACAUGUGGCGGCCACACCUGCUGAGUUGUAUAACGCGGUGCUGGUAGACACACCUCUAGCUCCUUACUUCAUAGACUGUAUCUCUGAGCAGGAUCUGGACGAGAUGAACAUUGAGAUCAUCAGGAACACACUGUACAAAGCCUACCUGGAGGACUUCCAUAAGUUCUGUAAGGAGAUGGGAGGGACAACUGCCGAGGUCAUGUGUGAGGCACUGGCUUUUGAGGCAGACAGACGAGCCUUCAUCAUCACCAUCAACUCGUUUGGCACUGAGCUGUCCAAGGAGGACCGUGCCAAGUUGUACCCGCGCUGUGGCAAGCUCUACCCUGACGGCCUGGCCGCACUCUCUAGGGCUGAUGAUUACGAGCAGGUCCGGGCUGUGUCGGAAUAUUAUGGGGAGUACAAGUUGUUGUUUGAAGGGUCAGGCACUGGACCAGGAGAGAAAACUCUGGAAGACAAAUUCUUUGAACAUGAGGUGAAGUUGAUGAUAAACGGGUUUAUGAACCAGUUCCACUUUGGCGUCUUCUACGGCUAUGUGAAGCUGAAAGAGCAGGAAUGUCGUAACAUCAUCUGGAUAGCUGAGUGUGUCGCACAGAGACACCGGGCAAAGAUAGACAGUUACAUUCCUAUAUUCUAAUAUUAUCAAGUGCUUGAGAUUGUAAUAUACGUGGACUUAUUACUGUGACUUAGUAACUUAUUUUUUGGUGCUCGCCAUGUUGUCGUUAUUGCCAAUAGAUGGCAGGUCGAUAUUAUGGCCAGGAUGUAAAUUUCACGCUUUAUUGAAAAAUGGAGUAUGGAAAAAAGAAUUUGUAAUUGGGUAUUAAAAUAUAUAUUAGUUAAAGUGUUUUGGGGUGAGUGGGUACUGCACGGAGGUUGAAAGUUGGUGCUGGUCACGGCUAUUUCGUUUUUGAUUUUUUUUUUCAAUGUUUUUUGUUUUUCUCCUGAACAUAAGAGGAGAAUUGAGGAUCCUGUGUCAAGCAGCACUCAUGAAAGCUGGUGAACGAAUCUGCAAUUUGCCUUUUUAUAAAGGCUUGAAUGAUUCACAGAAGAGAAUAAGACCACAAACUGUAUAAAAGUUUACUUUACAUUAUGCUUUAUAUAAAGAUGUGAAGACUUCACGACAGUCGGCUUAAUAGUGUGAUUCUCUAAAUGGUCAUAUCAAGUUAAAGAAGUAAAUAUUCCCAAUUGAAAAAAAAGAUAUGACACGUUUAUUUCAAGAGUUAUAUCAGUACAUGUUUAACCAUGUCAUACAGCAGUGAAAAUGUGGAUGUAUGUUAAAUAGUACAGCUGUAAAAACUGUUAGUGCAAUAAUAAAGUCUGUGGACUGUGUUUAUAUGUAAAUCUGAACGGUGUAAAUAAAAGAAAUAAAAAGUU